Scomber scombrus (Atlantic mackerel) is the source of this 1800-nucleotide messenger RNA. RefSeq names its product nudix hydrolase 21 (gene nudt21). The record is from RefSeq and is a predicted model, not a curated record. NCBI's taxonomy places the organism in Eukaryota, Metazoa, Chordata, Actinopteri, Scombriformes, Scombridae. Gene Ontology annotation, molecular function: mRNA binding. Gene Ontology annotation, cellular component: mRNA cleavage factor complex. Bases 144 to 836 code for a protein of 230 amino acids. The transcript is spliced from 7 exons.
CCGAGGGAAGCGGCGGUGGAGAAAUUGUUUUGUAGUGUUCUCGGUACUCUUCUGAAUUUACUUUGCUGUUUUUGGUCAUCCAGCGACGUGCAAACCAGCUCCCAUCUGCAGGAAGGUUUCAUCUGUCCGUGCUCUCGUUAAUCAUGUCGGUGGUGCCUCCCAGUCGCUCCUCCACCGGGUGGCCGCGCGGCGGGGCCGUCCAGUUUGGGAACAAAUACAUGAGCGGGCCUGCCAAGCCCCUCACCCUGGAGAGGACCAUCAACCUAUACCCUCUUACCAACUACACAUUCGGCACCAAGGAGCCUCUGUAUGAGAAGGACAGCUCGGUGGCAGCACGGUUUCAGAGGAUGCGGGAGGAGUUUGACAAGAUGGGAAUGAGGAGGACGGUGGAGGGAGUACUCAUCGUCCAUGAACACAGGCUGCCUCAUGUCUUACUGCUGCAACUGGGAACAACUUUCUUCAAACUGCCCGGCGGAGAAUUGAGUCCCGGAGAAGAUGAAGUGGAGGGUCUGAAACGCCUGAUGACUGAGAUCCUCGGACGGCAGGAUGGCGUGAAGCAGGACUGGGUGAUUGACGACUGCAUAGGCAACUGGUGGCGCCCAAAUUUUGAGCCUCCACAGGUAUACCCCUAUAUUCCCGCUCACAUUACCAAACCCAAGGAGCAUAAGAAGCUCUUCCUUGUUCAGUUGCAGGAAAAAGCGCUGUUCGCCGUCCCCAAGAACUAUAAACUGGUGGCAGCACCGUUGUUUGAACUAUAUGACAACGCCCCUGGAUAUGGACCCAUCAUUUCCAGUCUACCACAGUUAUUGAGCAGGUUCAACUUCAUCUACAACUAACUUGAGUGAGCUGAAGGUGCGUCUGGCUGUCUCUGUGAGUGCAGCCCCGUCUGAGUGAAGCUCAAAGGCGAGAGACUUCUCAUCGCUGGAAAUCUCACAUAAAAAAACUUGUCAUGUCCACAGGGGUGUUUGUUUAUACUGUUGUUAGAAGAACAUGGAAAUGUAAUGUGUCUUUCUUUUUUUUAUCUUAAAAACAAAUAGUUUUUGUAGUAUGUAAGUACAAAUUCCAGUGUCUCAAGAAUCUGAUUUUAUGGCCUCUCCAGAAGAGGAAAGUGUUUGAUUAAACAAACUGCAAAGUUGAGUUUCUUGUUGUUUUAACCUGUAACAAUGCUGUGGUUUUUUUUUCUUUUUAAUAAAAAAGUAAUUUGAAUAUGUUUUAUACAGUUUAAAGAGCAAGUGAGCUGCUGACUUAAGUUUUAAAGAUUUUCAGACAUUUUUCCUAUAAUCAAUAAUCAUUGUGAUACAAAAAUCAGAGUCAGAACAGAAAGUACUAAUGCUCAUGAAAAAAAACACUUUGCAUUUAAAUCAAAUGGCACAAAAUAAAGAUGAAAAAAAGUGAUAACUGUACAGACAGCAGUCCCAAAAGGAUUGUCUUAAGUUGUAUGUCUUGUUGGAGACUGAUGUACAUUUAUCAGAAGAAAGUCACUUGACCUGCAGGCACAGAUCUCGUCACAAUUAUCUUAACAUGGUGAUCACAUAAAGUUACUGUAUUCACAGCAAGUGAAUCACUUCAUCUUUUUUUCCCUACAGAAGAGGAAAUUAUCACCAGCAGUUAAUUCCCAGAUGAAGCGCAUGAGAUUAAAGUGUUAGCGUGCUAAUUGAACGAUGAAAAUGGUGGGAAUGAUUAUUUGAAUCAGCUCUGAAGAUUUAACUUUGCAACCUGUACAUUUCUUGCAUAUCUUGUUGGGUCUCUGACUUGCUUUCCCCCGAAGUUUACCUCACAGGCAGCUAAAUAAAGGUCUAA